Dentiscutata heterogama is the source of this 1410-nucleotide messenger RNA. Lineage: Eukaryota; Fungi; Glomeromycota; Glomeromycetes; Diversisporales; Gigasporaceae. The record is from the annotation of a GenBank genome assembly.
AUGGCAUAUUAUACGGUUGCACACUUCUUGCAUGGAGGUUCCUUUGAUGGUUCGAAACCGGGACCACUCGGAAUCCAUGCUUCAGAAUUGACAGAUCAAAUUUGGGAUUAUAUAUUCUGUGAUGGACCCUUUCCGACAACCUCCUCAAUCACACAGGAAAAGCUUGAUAAGCUGAAACGGGAGUUCAAAUAUUUUUAUCCUUUAGACUUGAGAGUUUCAGGGAAAGAUUUGAUUCCCAAUCACUUGACAUUCUUUAUUUAUAAUCAUGUUGCUAUGUUUCCCGAACACUUAUGGCCUCGUGGUGUAAGAUCAAACGGUCAUUUGCAAAUAAAUGGUGAAAAGAUGUCUAAAAGUAGAGGCAACUUUAUGAUCGUUGCUGAAUCGGUGGAGAAGUAUGGUGCAGAUGCUACUAGAGUUACUCUAGCAGAUGCGGGUGAUUCGAUCGAAGACGCCAACUUUGAAGAAUCCACUGCUAAUGCAGCAAUUUUAAGGUUAUUUACGUUGAAAGAAUGGUGUGAGGAACAAGUUAAAAAUCAAAAUAAUCUUCGCACAGGUCCAACAGAUAGUUUCAAUGACCGUGUGUUUGAGAAUGAAAUUAACAAAUUAAUUCAACAAACAGACAAGGCUUAUAAAGACACCUUUUAUCGUGAUGCGCUUAAAUAUGGAUUUUAUGAGCUUCAAACUGCACGUGAUUGGUAUCGUGAAGCCACAGUUGACGAAGGAAUGCACCGAGAUCUUAUCUUGCGAUGGAUAGAAGUACAAGCAUUAUUAUUAUCACCGAUAGCUCCACAUUGGUCUGAAUAUAUUUGGCGUGAAGUUUUGUCAAAGAAAGGUUUUAUAAUUGAUGCUUCUUUCCCGAAACCGUUAUCUCCAGUCGAUGAAAGUUUGCUUGAAGCAGGAGAAUAUGUUCGAAAAAUAAUCAAAUCGAUACGUGAUUUAGAAAUUGCAUCACAAAAGAAAAAGAAAAAAGGUAAAGCAGAAGAUUUUGAUCCUAACAAACCUAAAACACUUAAAAUAUUCGUUGCUACGAGUUUUCCGGAAUGGCAAGAUAUUGUUGUUGAAGCGAUAAAACAGAACUUUAAUGAGGACACUAAAUCGUUUGACGAUAUUAAAAUUAGAGAACAUUUAUCAGAGAAAGGAAUUUUGAAGAAUAAAAAGACUAUGCCAUUUGUUCAAGAGUUCAAAAAACGAGUGGAAAAAUUUGGCACGGCAGCGUUUAACAGAGCAUUAUUGUUUAAUGAGUAUGAUACUCUUGUGACAUCUAAAGUAUAUUUGCAGCGUAGUUUAGGAUAUUCGAAUGUGGAAGUUUUAAGAGGGGAUGAAGCAAGGGAGGAAGAAGAAAAAAGAGCAAUUGAAUUAGCGGUCCCUGGUGAACCCGGAUUUUUAUUUAAAAAUAUCGUAGAAAAGUAA